Molecule: messenger RNA, 1665 nt
Organism: Carcharodon carcharias (great white shark)
Lineage: Eukaryota; Metazoa; Chordata; Chondrichthyes; Lamniformes; Lamnidae
Product: rano class II histocompatibility antigen, A beta chain-like
Exons: 8
Coding region: 104-1423 (439 amino acids)
Biological process (GO): peptide antigen assembly with MHC class II protein complex; immunoglobulin production involved in immunoglobulin-mediated immune response; antigen processing and presentation of exogenous peptide antigen via MHC class II
Cellular component (GO): MHC class II protein complex
Molecular function (GO): MHC class II protein complex binding
Source: RefSeq, a predicted model, not a curated record
UUAAGUGCCGCCCACUUUAUUCAGUGCUUCCUCCUUCUGGUCUUGACGGUUUCAUUUGGCUUCUAUCGAAAGCAUUUUUAAAUGCCCUGAUCAUGAGGGAGUGAUGAGCAGAGAUUUUUUCCUCUUUUUCCUCCUCCUCUGUCCAUGUCCCGGGACAGGGAACUCAGGACUGGACAGAUGGAAGGUGUCAGUCGCUUGCUUUGUGACGGACAAUCCCAGCCUGCUGGAGAUGGCAUGUGAGCUCACAACCAACGACCGAAUCUUACUUUACUAUGACAGCACGACACCCAGUGUCCAGUUCCUCGUGAGUGGCUUCGAGGAUUACCGUGGCAUUUUUGAGGAACUCGUGCAGGAUCGUGACAGGGCCCUGAUAUCAUUGCGGAGGACGAUGGCCCUAACGGCUGCAGUGACCAACCACUCAAGCCCCCCAAACGAAAUUGCUCAGCUCUUCCUGUAUCCAGAAAAGGAUGUAGUCUACGGCCAGGAAAGCAUCUUGAUCUGCUUGGUGAGUGGCUUGUUCCCGCCGACAAUUGACAUCACCCUGCAGAAGAAUGGCGCACCCCUCGACGCUCAUGUUAACUCCUCGAAGCUCUCAUUUGGCGAAGACUGGCGGUUCCAAGUGCUCCAUUAUGCACAGGUCCGGCCUGAGGCUGGGGACACGUAUUCCUGCAAAGCGCUUCACACCAUCAGUCGUGAGGAGAAGAUCGUGUACUGGGAAGUUGAAUCUGUUUCUGCAAGGUUGUACUACAGCUAUACGCCGGAUUCAAAAAGAAAUGUAGACAUCUUCAAUAUAAAUUCCAUUCCCUUUUUGUUCUAUGAUUAUGGAGCACAAAUGUUUGUUUUAAAUGGGAAUGUGACAGAUGGGAUAAAGGAACUGGGCCAAGAAGAAGUGACUUAUUACACAGAGAGAGCUCGUGGGUUCAACACUCGACUGCAAACCAUCACUGAAGAAAUUAUAAAGCUGACAAAUGCUAAAAGCAUCAUCCACAAAAAGCCAGUUGUACACAUUUACACCAAGGAAAACUACACCCCACGAGAGUCAAACACCCUGUUCUGUUACGCAGAAAAAUUUUACCCUUUCGAAAUUGACAUUACCCUCUUGAUCAAUGGGAAGUCAUUCACUGGGCCGGUCAAUUCAUCACAAUUAAUGGUUGAGACGGACUGGACAUUUAACAUCUUAAAAUACAUCAGGAUUGAUCCACAGGAUGGAGACACCUACAGCUGCCAAGUAGAUCAUAUGAGUCUCGAUAAACCGCUUACUGUUUUAUUAGAUCAGCCUCCUGCACAGCCACACUCUGGGACCAUUGUCUGUGCUGUUGGUGUUAUUGCUGGAGUUCUCGGGUUGCUGAUAGGUCUGUACCUGGUUACAAAAAUACACAAUCGACAAGGAAAGCCUUGUUCAAGACCAUUCUGCAAAGAAUAACUUUGUGGUGGAGCUUGGAAAUAUCACUGAUAAAGAUUAGACAUCAUUGGGAGAAGAGAGAGGAGCCAUCUUCACGAGCAGGAUGUUUCUGGAUUAUUCUGUUUAACAAGAUGUAAUGUCAAAUAUUAAUCAAAGUUCAUCAAUUGUUCCUGGUGUGUUGUGAGAUUGUAGACAAUAUAAAGGAACUGUCCAAUUCUUGUGUAAAUCUACUAAAGAUCAUCAAUAAACUGAAUUGUAUCAUG